UGAACUUGGUAGAUGUGAGGGUAUUGUUGUAGCAGGAACAUUUCUUAGGUUUAACUAAGAUCCAUAUUAAAUGCUCUUAUUUGUUGUAACUUGGUACAGUCAUGUCCUACUUGAAAAGGGGGUUUCAAGUUAGAUAGUAACCCAAAACUUAGCAUCAGGGAGUAACAUUUUUCAUACGCUUACAUACCUCGGGUCCAGUGGUAUAACCGUUUAUGUGUCAAUAAUUUGUUUAUAUGGCUUCAAGAUUACUUUUGCGCUUGUUAUUUUAAAAGGUGAGAAGCAUAAUGUCACUUGAAUCUGUCCCAGGUAAUACAAUAUCAUCUGUAGCCUCAGAAGCAGAUGGGACCCCUAAUGGAGACACAGUCGAUGGGCUGCAAGCUAAAACAGCACCACAUGAAGGAUGUACAUCAGAAGAGCCAGUGUCUUUAUCAAAGAAACAGAUGAAAAAAUUGUUGAGGCAAAAACAGUGGGAGGCUACACGAGAACUACGAAAACAAAAACGAAAAGAAAAGCGCAAGAGGAAAAAAUUAGAACGCCUCACUCAACCUGAGGAUGAUACAGCAGGAAGAGUGAGAAAACGGUUUUGCAGAGAUGUAGUCCGUAGUCCAGUGCGUGUUGUUAUAGACUGCAGCUUUGAGAGUUUAAUGCCAUUGCAGGACAUCAAGAAACUUCACAAACAGAUACAGAGAUGUUAUUCAGAAAAUCGCAAAGCCUUGCAUCCUGUGCAGUUAUAUUUAACAAGUCAUGGUGGUCAGUUAAGAAAAUGUAUGGACGAAGGUGACAAAGGAUGGGUCAACUGGAAGGAUAUCAAUGUGAAAUCGGAGCACUAUGCUGAACUUAUAAAGAAGGAAGAUCUUGUUUACCUAACCUCUGAUUCCCCAAAUGUGCUAAGUGAAUUAGAGGAUACCAAAGCCUAUGUCAUUGGUGGUCUGGUAGAUCACAACCACCACAAGGGAGUCACAUACAGGUUAGCUGUAGAAAAAGACAUCAACCAUGCCCAGUUACCCCUUGGAAAUUUUAUAAAAAUGAAUAGUCGAAAAAUACUAGCAGUAAAUCAUGUGUUUGAAAUACUACUUGCUUACUUGGAGAAGAAAGAUUGGAAAGAAUCAUUUUUUUCUGUCUUACCGCCACGAAAAGGAGCAGUCCCUCUUGAAGAGAACAACAAGCCUGAAGAUGAGAAAGUAAAUGUAGGGGCUGCUGAUGAAGAAAGCACAGGCAGUGACUUGGAAGCAAAAGACACUGAAAAAUAUAACUGCAGUCUGGAAGAAGUCUGAGAAAACAAAUUCUUUAAAAAUCUUAAGGACAUAAGUGUAAAUGUCAUCAGUGCAUCGAUGAAUCAAUAAGUGCUACUUUAUGCCUACACAAGGCUUGGAAAGACUUGUUGAACUGCAUGCUUUAUUCACUUUUGUUUUUGUGCCAGCUUCACGUACUCCAUUGAUAUUUUUUUCAUUAUUUUACAAGGAAGAUCUUAUUUUGUUGGUCACAAAUUGCUAGAUGAUUCAAAACACAAAACCCCAAUUUUUUUCUAUUUAUUGUAGUACCUUUAAUUCCUAAUGAAUUAUCUGGCCAGAUCUGGAUAUGACAUUCCAUUUAAACUUCCUUGCCAAACAGGACCUUUUCAUUUUGAAAAUGCUUUUUUUAAAAGGAGACUAUUUAUGACAGAUUCUCUGUGAUUGCAUUGGUAAAAUGUUUUAUGCCUAAAAUGGAACAUCUGGAACUGUUCUCUUUUUUUUCCUUUUCUUCUUUCUGAAAGAAAAUCAGUAGCAUAUUUAAGUCUUUAUGGCUUGAUUUGACACUGUACUGGUAGUAAUGCAGCAUGGACAUUAAAUGCAUUCUUUGUUGUA
This is a messenger RNA of Protopterus annectens (West African lungfish), 1844 nucleotides long. RefSeq names its product tRNA methyltransferase 10A (gene TRMT10A). Gene Ontology annotation, cellular component: nucleoplasm; nucleus; cytosol. The record is from RefSeq and is a predicted model, not a curated record. Lineage: Eukaryota; Metazoa; Chordata; Ceratodontiformes; Protopteridae. The transcript is spliced from 8 exons. The coding region runs from base 285 to 1274 and encodes 329 amino acids. Gene Ontology annotation, biological process: tRNA N1-guanine methylation. Gene Ontology annotation, molecular function: tRNA binding.